Molecule: messenger RNA, 2020 nt
Organism: Misgurnus anguillicaudatus (oriental weatherfish)
Lineage: Eukaryota; Metazoa; Chordata; Actinopteri; Cypriniformes; Cobitidae
Gene: capga
Product: capping protein (actin filament), gelsolin-like a
Biological process (GO): cell projection assembly; actin polymerization or depolymerization; central nervous system development
Cellular component (GO): cytoplasm; actin cytoskeleton
Molecular function (GO): phosphatidylinositol-4,5-bisphosphate binding; actin filament binding
Source: RefSeq, a predicted model, not a curated record
UGAGUCGAGAAAGCGAAGUGUCGUCUUCUACGAAAUCGUAGUCAGACAGGAACAGCUGCGGCCGUGACGUCACCGGAUCAGGGUGCGUUUACGUUGGGACGUGAACUCACUCUCACGGGCUCAGAUUGACUGCGCCCAUCACCAUACAGUCCAUGCCUCAAUAACUGUCCACAGCCUUUGGAAGUUACUGAAGUGGAAAUGACAGGAAGCAAGUCAGUCAAGUGUAUUUACAGCAGUUACAUUUAAGAUCAGUCUGGAGUUGGAUUGACAUCGACAACAACUGUUGAAUUAAACAAGAUGCUCCAUCUGCAGGCAGCACCCAGACAGUUUACCCAUGAUGUGCGAGAGCCGGGGCUGUGGAUCUGGAGGGUGGAAAAGAUGAAGGCUGUGCUUCUUGAUCCAUCGCUUUACGGUGUCUUCUACAAUGGAGAUGCAUACAUUGUGCUCAACAACCAGGGGAAAGAUGGAAGUGACUUGCACAUGUGGAUGGGUGAGAAGUCAUCUCCGGAUGAGCAGGGUGCAUGUGCUAUGCUCGCCACGCAAUUGGACAGCUUCUUAGGAGGAGAGCCAGUACAACACAGACAGGUCCAAGGCUUUGAGUCACCUGAGUUCAUGACACUUUUUCCUAAAGGAAUCAGCUACAGGGUGGGAGGGGUGGAGUCUGGGUUCAAGAGUGCCAGGUCAAGGACUUGCCCCGUUACGCAUCUUUACCAGGUCAAAGGAAAGAAAAACAUCAGAGCAAGGGAGGUGGAGCUUAGCUGGGGAAGCUUCAACAAGGGAGACUGUUUCAUACUGGACCUGGGAGAGACCAUCGUAGCAUGGAGCGGCUCCAAAGCCAACAUGUUCGAGCGACAGAAGGUGCGUGAAAUAGCAUCGCUAAUCAGAGACACGGAGAGGAACGGCAAAGCUCACAUCAUCGAUGUGACCGAGGGAGAGGAACCACUAGAGAUGGUCCAGGCACUUGGUCCAAUCCCAGCUCUAAGAGACAGCUCAGCAGAGGAGGACGCUGCAGCAGACAUCUCAAAUUCUGCCUCCCUUUACAAGGUUUCCAAUGCAACAGGCCAAAUGACCUUGACAAAACUGUGUAACAGAGGACCGUUCAGUCAAGAGCUCUUGGAGAAGGAUGACUGCUUCAUACUGGACAAUGGAUCUAAUGGGAAGAUCUAUGUUUGGAAGGGUCAUGGAGCCAAUGCAGAGGAGAAGAGAGUUGCUCUGAAGGUGGCAGAUGAGUUUAUUACAGAAAUGAACUAUCCCAGGAUGCGAACACAGGUGGAAAUUCUCCCUCAGGGUCGUGAAUCUGUCCUCUUCAAACAGUUCUUUGAGAGCUGGAGUUAAAUACGCACCAUUAUAUAACAUGCAUGCACAACAUUCAACCAUUUUGUAUGAUAACACAGCAUGUUAAUUAUGUAAGAUCUGGAAUACAUUUGCUUUUAGCCAAGAUUGCAAAGAAACCCAGUAAAAUGAGAAUUAUUGAGCUGUCAAAUGCAUAAAAAGACUGUUACAAGGCCUUUUACAAAGCAAACGUUUCAUUUUCUGUUAGAUAUGUAGUAAAAACCUAUACAAUAAUAAUAAUAAUAAUAAUAAAAAACUGUCUACCGCCUGUUGUUUUUACAUUAUGUUUUAUUAUUCACAUGACUUCUCUAUUCUGCUGUAAAUUGUAGUUUCAUAUUGGCAUUAACUUUAUGCACAGACACCAUGCAAUAACAGUUAUAUAACCAAAUGUGAUCAUUCCAUAAACUGUUUAUGAUUGUCAUAUAUCUUGAAGGUGAAUAUACGGUAGGCCAAAGUAGUUUUAUUUAAGCUUGCCUUUUCAGAAGCAACAUCACAAUGAAGGAUACAUAAAUGGACUCACAGUUAGAGGUGUGACAAAUACAUAACACAUUUUGUUGGGUCUGUAUACAACUUUACACAUUAAACAUUGUGCCAAAUAUUUCUGCAUUAGUUCAAAAUGAAACUGCAUUUGUAAUAACUAGUCAUUUAUACGAUAUGAACAGUUUCACAUGAUUCAUUACUGAAUUUA